UGCUAAAUUUUUUAGGUGUUGAUUUUCGAUUUGCAUCAUACAUCGAUGACUACAUGGUGCUACAGAAGGCGCCUGCAGGGGCAGUGAUUUGGGGCUAUGGCAUACCUGGAGCCACAGUGACAGUGACUCUUUGUCAAGAGCAGGAAACCAUCAUGAAGAAAGUGACUCAUGUGAAAGCACACUCUGAUAGAUGGAUGGUGGUACUGGAUCCUAUGAAGCCUGGUGGACCUUAUGAAUUGGUGGCACAGCACAUUUUGGGGAGAAGGAACGUAACCCAGAGAGUUCAUGAUGUCUUAUUUGGAGAUGUUUGGCUUUGCAGUGGACAGAGUAACAUGCAGAUGACCGUUUCACAGAUACUUAAUGCUACAAGUGAGCUGUCCAGAGCCACUGCCUACCAGUCGGUCCGCCUCCUCUCGGUGUCGCUCAGCCAGGCCGGUCAGGAGCUGGAUGACCUCGCCGGCGCUGACUUGGAGUGGUCUAAGCCCACCCCAGAAAACUUAGGCCAUGGAAGUUUCGAGUACAUGUCAGCAGUGUGCUGGCUCUUUGGGCGUUACCUGUACGACACUCUGCAGUAUCCCAUUGGGCUGAUCUCCUCGUCAUGGGGUGGGACACCCAUUGAAGCCUGGUCAUCUGAAAGGUCACUGAAAGCCUGUGGGGCCCCUAAGCAAAGGUUCAUUUCAUCGGAUUCUGUAAGUGGUCCCAGGGCAUACUCUGUUCUCUGGAAUGCCAUGAUCCAUCCACUACAUAAUAUGACUCUGAAAGGUGUGAUAUGGUACCAGGGGGAGUCCAAUGUAGAUUUUAACAGGGACCUAUACAAUUGCACAUUCCCUGCACUCAUUGAGGACUGGCGCCAAACCUUCCAUCGUGGCUCUCAGGGGCAGACAGAGCGGCUCUUCCCAUUCGGAUUCGUCCAGUUGUCUUCAGUUUUGACUGAUGCAAACUCAGAUGAUGGAUUUUCCCAGAUCCGCUGGCAUCAAACAGCAGACUUUGGCUAUGUCCCCAACAAAAGGAUGCCCAACACUUUCAUGGCUGUAGCUAUGGAUCUCUGUGACAGGGACUCGCCUUUCGGCAGCAUCCACCCUCGAGAUAAACAGACUGUGGCCUACCGGUUGCACCUGGGGGCCCGUGCUGUGGCUUAUGGUGAGAAGACACUGACUUUUCAGGGACCACUGCCCGAGAAGAUAGAGCGCUUGGCCGACAAGGGGCUGCUCAGCAUCACAUAUUCCCAGCAGAUCCUGGUGCAGAGGCAGGAUGACAAGAUAUUUGAGAUCUCGUGUUGUUGUGAUGAUCAGUGCAAGUGGCUUCCAGCUCCCAUGAACACUUUCUCCACCCGGACCCUGGCCCUGAAUAUCAGUUCUUGUGAUGGUGCUCUGGUUGCUCUCCGCUAUGCCUGGACCACAUGGCCUUGUGAAUAUAAACAGUGUCCCCUGUACCACCCCAGCAGUACCCUGCCAGCUCCUCCCUUCACUGCUUUCAUUGAAAACCAGAUACCCAGAUAUCACAGCAAGGUUGCUAAAUGAUUUAGUUGCGGUAUGAUCAUAUUUUAAACAUAAUGACAAAAAAAAAAAGGGUAUAAUUUUGAUUCACAGCGAUGGCUACUGCUGUGUUGGCUG
This is a messenger RNA of Miniopterus natalensis, 1613 nucleotides long. Lineage: Eukaryota; Metazoa; Chordata; Mammalia; Chiroptera; Miniopteridae. The record is from RefSeq and is a predicted model, not a curated record.